Molecule: messenger RNA, 671 nt
Organism: Elephantulus edwardii (Cape elephant shrew)
Lineage: Eukaryota; Metazoa; Chordata; Mammalia; Macroscelidea; Macroscelididae
Gene: CDKN3
Product: cyclin-dependent kinase inhibitor 3
Exons: 8
Coding region: 1-639 (212 amino acids)
Biological process (GO): protein dephosphorylation
Cellular component (GO): nucleus
Molecular function (GO): protein tyrosine phosphatase activity
Source: RefSeq, a predicted model, not a curated record
AUGAAGCCGCCUAUUUCAUUGCAAACAAGUGAGUUUGACUCCUCAGAUGAAGAGCCUAUUGAAGAUGAGCAGCCUCCAAUUCAGAUAUCAUGGUUACCCUUGUCUCAAGUGAACUGGUCUCAAUUUCUUGGUUUAUGUGCUCUUCCAGGUUGUAAAUUUAAAGAUGUUAGAAGAAAUAUACAAAAAGAUACAGAAGAACUAAAGAGCUCUGGUAUACAAGACAUAUUUGUUUUCUGCACUCGAGGGGAGCUGUCAAAAUAUAGAGUCCCAAAUCUUUUGGACCUCUACCAGCUGAAGGGAAUGAUCACUCAUCAUCAUCCUAUCCCAGAUGGCGGGACUCCUGACAUAGCCAGCUGCUGUGAAAUAAUGGAGGAGCUUGCAGUCUGCCUUAAAAAUAACCGAAAAACCUUAAUACACUGUUAUGGAGGACUCGGGAGAUCUUGUCUUGUAGCCGCUUGUCUCCUCUUGUACCUGUCUGACACAGUGUCACCACAGCAAGCCAUAGACAGUCUGAGGGAACUCAGAGGAUCAGGGGCAAUACAGACCAUAAAGCAAUAUAAUUAUCUUCACGAGUUCCGGGAAAAACUAGCUGCACAUCUGUCUUCAAGAGAAUCACUAUCAAGAUCUGUAUCUAGAUAAAGAAUUUCAAAUAGUAUAACCAUGUCUGAAAU